Molecule: messenger RNA, 2715 nt
Organism: Anthostomella pinea
Lineage: Eukaryota; Fungi; Ascomycota; Sordariomycetes; Xylariales; Xylariaceae
Source: the annotation of a GenBank genome assembly
AUGGCUCAAGAAAAGAUGACACUAGAAGAUUGGCUGGACGACCUCUGCGUCCGAUUCAUCAUAAACCUCCCGCGAGCAGAUCUUUCGUCGGUAGCACGUAUAUGCUUCCAAAUUGAAGAAGCACAAUGGUUCUACGAAGAUUUCAUUCGGCCCCUGGACCCGACCCUCCCGUCCAUGUCCCUCCGAAGCUUCAGCCUGAAGAUGUUCACGCAUUGCCCCCUCCUCGCCUCCUUCUCCGCCGAUAGCCAUCUCAAAGCCUUUGAAGAAUUCAUGCAGUACAAGACACGAGUUCCAGUCAGAGGAGCCAUCAUGCUUAAUGAAGCGAUGGAUGCCGCAGUGCUCGUACGAGGUUGGAAGAAAGGCGCAAGCUGGAGCUUCCCUCGAGGCAAAAUCAACUAUGACGAACCCGACCUUGAUUGCGCCGUUCGGGAAGUCUACGAGGAGACGGGAUACGACCUCCGGAAAGCUGGGAUAGUCGAAAGGAACGAACCGGUACACCCUCUCGAGGCCACCAUGCAUGACCAGCAGGUGCGACUCUACGUUUUUCGCGGCAUACCAGAGGACACCGUCUUUGCGACGAAAACAAGGAAGGAGAUUGGUGACAUCAGGUGGUACAACGUUUCGGAGCUGCCUGCCUUUCGCAAGAAAAAGGGCGCGGGUAAGAAUCAAGGAGCUACAUCCCAGGACAAGUUCUACAUGGUUGCGCCCUUCAUGGUGCCACUGAGGCAAUGGGUCAUGAAACAGAAGAAGAACAAUGCGCACAACGCUCCAGCCCCCAACGACCAGAACCCCUUAACCUUGCCAGAAGAGACCUUGACAGACGAUAACGUUCUCGACGAACCGAUGGAACCGCCUCUUUCCGGCACACACCCCGAAUUUAUCGACGGUGCAACGAGAGAGCUGCAGCGGCUACUUCAAGUCAAACCACCUACGCAAGGCUUGCAGUUACCAUCUCCAACAACCAACCAACAGGCAGGACAGACCCUCAUGUCACUCUUGCAACCCAAGAUGGCUAGCAAUGGACGUGCACCUGGACACAACCAAGAAAUGCCUCGCACUCCGCUCGGUCAGGAACUGGCAGGAGCUCCUGAGCCCCAGACGCCCCAGUAUCACCAUGUGGCACACAAGUUACCUCAACCAAACUAUGCAGCACCACCCGCAUUUCCGAUCGAGCCCAACGCCCAUGCUAGCUACUUGCAGCACCAACAUCAACAGCACCGAGCCCGGCCGCAUGUGUAUGUCACGAAUGAGAUCAACAUUCCGCAACCUUUGCCGAACCCGCCACGGCCUUUACCAAACCCACCCGUCCAGCUGGUCCAUCCUCAGCCGCUGCCAUUGCAGGCACAAAUCUUGCGUGGCAUGGCCCCCUCACCUGCAGUCAAGGCCCCUGGCGCACAAGCAACACCUAAUACAGGACACCUUCAGGGUGGCCAAUACGCAGGCCCCGGUCCUCAGUAUCAACCCCAUGCUCAUGGUGUCCACGGCAUCCAACCUGAAAUGAAGCAGCCUCAGCUGCCUGCGCACACAGCAGGCCUUCUGAGUGUUUUGAAGGGCCAUAACCCCCAGCCGAACUCAGGCCCGCAAUCUGCGCAACAGCCGUCACCUUUACACGGGACCAUGAAUAUCUCCAUGCAACAACAGCACCCGCAGACUGCGCAACAGCCGUCACCUCUUCACAGGACCAUGAAUAUCUCCAUGGAACACCAGCACCCGCAACGGCCAUCUCCUGCGUCCAACGGUGGCUAUGCUGGUCAAUAUGGCCAAACAAGCAUGCCUCCUACCACUGUUGCUCAGGCGUCUUUCUCGGCCGCCAACGUACGUCUCCUGGCACCAACGGACAAGCAUCGUGCUGGUUUGCUCGGCAUGUUCAAGCCGGCGGAAUCCACCUCAUCGCAAGGCCAUGCUGGUAGCGAGGACAAGGCUCUACUUCAACCGCAACCUGCGACUGCCCCCACUGUUCGUCAACCAGCUCAAACAGAGCAGUUGAAGCAACAACGAGUGAACCAAGGUCCCAUUCUUGCGGAUACUCUAAGAACCGCAGCUCAGGAGAAUGGUCGACCGAUGCAGAUGAACCCCGAGACCAACCUACCUUUCGGAGCGCACGCGAUACUGGCGCGCCCUCAGGCGGGCCAGGCAUCGGCUGCCGGACCAAAGAUACCAGGAAGAAACCUGAAUGAGCCUACCCGAAGCCUACCGCUGCGUUCUCAGGCUAGUUCUACAUCAUCGACGAACAAGUUGACGCCCCAACCGGCUCAGGUCAUGAUGAAAGUGCAACACGUCGGACAAGCCUCGCCACCCGCUGCUCAGCCCCUGUCAGCGCAGUCUUACCCGUAUGGUAGCACUGAAGGUCUUGCGCCCAACCCAUUGGCGCUGUUCCCCAAUCCUCCGGCUGCUUCGUCGCUUCCAAUGCCAGGCACCGGCUUCAAGGCUCGACAAGGCUCAACAGUUGAGCAGAGGAGUACGCUGUUGUCUCUGUUUGGGAAGUCGAACUCGGGCGUCGAGCAAGACAAAGGAAAGGAAGCUAUGACUCGCGAGCAAUUCGGGGGCGGUGCUGCCCCGCGAACGCGGCUGGCGUCGUUCGCUUCUAGUGUAGGCGAUGGCGCAGUGGAUAGCAAUGGGCCUCGGCGUGACAGUCCGUCGGCGCUCUCACCGGCGGAUAGAAACUUCCUGCUAGGAUUUCUGGAGAAUGCAUCUAACAAUGCCGGCAAGCGUUGA